Drosophila eugracilis is the source of this 1335-nucleotide messenger RNA. RefSeq names its product glutaminyl-peptide cyclotransferase. The transcript has a single exon. The coding region runs from base 1 to 1032 and encodes 343 amino acids. The record is from RefSeq and is a predicted model, not a curated record. Gene Ontology annotation, molecular function: zinc ion binding; glutaminyl-peptide cyclotransferase activity. NCBI's taxonomy places the organism in Eukaryota, Metazoa, Arthropoda, Insecta, Diptera, Drosophilidae.
AUGCCUUGCAGUGGAAGCUUUUUAGAGUUUAUCUUCCUUACAAUCAUACUUUUCAUAUUAUUAAUCUGUCAAAAUAUUCAAGGAUAUGUUUUAUCAGUAGGCCAUAAUGGAACCCUGACAUACAAGCCCUCUGAAUUGAGUCUAAGCCAUAUGCAAUACCUGGCAGGACUUUCAGAUCCGACAGACCUUCGUCAACAUGUGCAAAGGAUUUCGGUCAAGAGGGUAGUGGAUACUCCAGGACAUGCAAUAGUAAGAAAUUACAUAGUGGACUAUCUAAGAAAACUUAAAUGGAAUGUAGAGCUGGACAUUUUCCAGCAGAAGGUACCUAUCCUGGGAAACCUAACUUUCCAGAAUAUAGUGGCUAAGAAAAAUCCUAAAGCCCAAAGAAAUCUAAUGUUGGGCUGCCAUUAUGAUAGCAAAUACUUUAAGAACUUUAAUUUUGUGGCCGCCACGGAUUCAGCAGUUUCAUGUGCCUUGUUACUAAAUAUGGCCAAAAUACUUAAUGAUCGGUUAAAGUCAUCUGAAAUCAGCUUAAUGCUAGUCUUCUUUGAUGGUGAGGAGGCUUUUGAGAAAUGGUCAGAAACGGAUUCCCUAUACGGCUCUCGGCAUUUGGCGAAAGUUUGGGAGGACAAAGGCUUUCUUGGUAAAAUUGAUUUGUUUUUGCUUUUGGAUUUAAUUGGAGCCAAGAACUUGAGCUUUAAGAAUUAUCUGCCAGAUACUUCGGAAUGGUACAAUAGAUUUGUUCAACUGGAGAAGAAGCUUGCCAAGGCGGGAAUUCUUAAUUUAGAACAUCAUCUUUUUAAAUCAGAGUUUGGCCAAGACUCAGAUGAUGAUCAUCUGCCCUUUAUAAGGCGAAAUGUGUCCGUAGUCCAUCUAAUAGCUGAAAAGUAUCCAGCUGUCUGGCAUCAAGCUGAAGAUGUGGAGCGGAAUGUGGACUAUAAUGUUACAGAGCAGUUUGGUCUUGUCCUUCGGAUGUUCCUCAUGGAGUACCUCAACUUCUCCGCAACUCCUUUUCUUAAGUCCAUCUAUUAAUGAAUUAAAAAUAAACACUUUUUUGACUCUUUUUCUACUUUUUAAUACAUUUUCCUUACUUAUUUUCGUAGCGGGGUUGAUUGAAUAAACGGCAAUAAAAAAAAACAAGCAAUGAAAAAUUCAAGUCAGAUGGGUCAAAUGAAGUGCUUUGAGAUCGUUUCUUUAUUAAUGACCACGAUUCUGACUUUUGCCUGAACCGCAGACUUCUCUCAGUAUAUGUGUUUGUUACUUUUUGCCUCUGCUGGCAACUGGCAACCGAAUCGUAUCAAAUUUCCAUCCAUCCGCCAUCGUUUUUCCGCUACC